Prorocentrum cordatum is the source of this 828-nucleotide messenger RNA. Lineage: Eukaryota; Dinophyceae; Prorocentrales; Prorocentraceae. The record is from the annotation of a GenBank genome assembly.
AUGCCGACCCACCGCUACGAGGGGGAGUGGGAGGAGGACUCGCAACACGGGAUCGGGGUGGAGGAGACAGAGGAGUUCAUCUACUGCGGGAAUUUCGCGAACGGCCAGCGUUCGGGGCGAGGAAUCAGCAUGCCCCACUGGGAUUCGGGCGUCAAGGGGUGCCGCGUCCUGAGCGAGGGGUCGUGGCGGCCCCUCGUCGACUUCCUGCAGGAGAGGGAGGAGCGUCAUCGGGUCCCUGCCUCCAGCUCCAGCUCAACUUUCUGCAGAGAGGGCGCGGCGAGGGACGGCCUAAUGCCAGAAUUCCAGACGCCCACUCCGACGACCGUCCUGGAGAGAAAAGACAGCGAGCAGAAGCAGACGCCCAAGACUACAGGGCCGGCGGCGGUGGACCCGAGAGAGGCUCUCGGUGUCUCGUCGCCGUCGCUCUGGAGCGAGGUCGAGCUGGCUGCCAUCGUCCACUGCCUCGGCGUGAACCCCGAGGCCGCCAAGAUGGUGCGCGGGCGGAGGCUGCACGGCGUAAAGGGGCUGCUGGAGCUGUCGAACUCCACGAUGGCCCGGCAGCUCGGGCUGGUCUCGCCACUGGAGAGGCUCGUGGUGCGGCGCGCGCUGCAGCGCCUCCACGAGGCGGAGAUCCACGAGAACAGCGAGAGGGGCCGCAGGUGCUGCGACCUUAUGGCCGCUCCUGGGCUCAGCGCGCACGCCAUAGAGGUGGAGCGGCUGACCAUCCUGUCGCGCAUCGCGGAGGGCGGCUUCGGUGCUGUCCACAGGCCAAGGGGCGUCGACCUUGGAGCGAGCUGGGGCCGAGGUAGCCCAGCACUGGUUCCGUAG